CGGAGCGAGUCAGUGUCAGAUGUACGUGCUCGGACGGAUCGAGCGGCAGUAACGCCGCAACCGUUGACCGAGUCGACGCUCGCGCUGCUGCAUUCGCUGCAGCCUCGACUCUCCUCCCUUCCGUUGACGUUCUGCACAGCGGUGCAUAGUAGCUGCGUGUGCAGCAUCUCAGUGUAGUUGCCCUACAAGCCAGUUCGUGUGCACACGCGGUGCUCUGGCAGCUGUCGCCCAGCAGCACACUAUCGUGCGUGAUAAUACGAGUGCGCGAGUGCGUGAAUCUGUGCGCGUCCCGAUCUCGCUCGUCGUGCAGUGUAUGCGCGCGCCUGAGCCUGAAAAAGACCCCGUCGUCGAGCUCUCGAGCAACUAGCUGCUCCAGCCGAUGAACUCGUGCUGAUAUACGAGCCGAGGAGCUGUCCUAUAUCGAUUUCAAGCGUGUGCGUAAGCCUACGCGGAUAGCUAUCUGUCAUCUGUCGGAGCCCCCGGACUCCCUCGCAGAAGCGCCAACGGCCCCUGGGCCCUGGAGCGAGCCACCGCCAACUGGGACGAUUGCCCUCCACGCCAGCUUCCUCGUUUCGUCUUGCAGCUGCGACACUCGUCUGCUGCUCGGCCGUCAACUGCAGCGUCUAUUGCUCCCUCGCGACAUAUCACGACAACGAUAACAUCGAGCUGCUCCGCAACGAGUCUAGGUCGUGCAAUUUUGAAAUGGUGCACGUGUGCUGCAUUCGGUAAUGCUGCAAAGUGCAGAGCGCCGUGUUACGCGUGUGAUGCUCCAACAGCAGCAGUCGACGCAGCAGCAGCAGCAGUCAGAAACGACCGACGAGUUUGCCGAAUUUGUAGCGAGCUGCUCAGGCUCCGGGCCAAGCUCGCCCCCGCCGCCCACCCGCAUCAUCUUGGCUCUCUGACCUUCGAGAGUACCGAUGUAAAGCAGCCAAUCGACGAGAGGCAGCCCCAGUGCUUUUGUGCAAGCAAAAAGCUACCCGCACAAAGAAGCCGUGGAAGGCCCGAGGAGGUUCAGCUGCGGUAUCGAGGGCCUCGAGGCUACAACAACAGCGCGCCCGUGGCGAAAGAAGCGACGCAAAGCUACAUUCCAGAGCAAUUGGACGAGCCUAUAAACCGGCCGCAAGAUGUUUGCCCUGAUAAUGCGUCGCAACUGGGUCCUCCGCGUGUCCAUCAUCAUCAACGUCUGCGUGCUGCUGUACGUGUGUCUGCACUUCGGCGCGGUGCCCGCCUCCUGGAUCGAGGAGAACUCCGGCUCGUGGGCCAGUCCCGCGGCCGUCGCCGGCCAGGCCGAGAUGCUCUACGGCACGGCGCCCAAGCCCAACUCGACCGUCGCGGCACCGGCUUCCUCCUCCUCCUCGGCCGCCGCCGCCGCCCUCAAGAGGCUCGACCUGCAGCAGGACAAGAAGACCGAGAGCGCCGCCGUGGCCAGCGCCAGCGGUGCCGUCGAGUUCAAGGCCAACGAGUCCAAGACGUCCUCGCAGGAGGACAAGCAGUCCUCGUCGCUCGGCAAUUCGAUCCUGCUCGAGAGCAAGCCAAACAAUAUUACGACCAGCAACCAAACGCUAAAAAAAGAAUUGACGCUGGAAGAAGCCAUAGGAUGCAACGACAAAUCCGCGGAACCAAAAACAGCUCAGAGAGGCGAUUACUGGGUGCUUUAUAAUUAUGUGCCUAUGAGUGCGAAGCUGCACUGCUGGGAAAGCGUGACGUACACCACCCACGCGGACUUCACUUUCCUGGACAAUCUGGACCCGCUGCUGGAGCGCUGGCGGGCGCCCGUCUCCAUAGCGCUACACGCUCCUGGCGCGGAUCUCGCGCCCACGAUCGAGUCCAUCAAGUACGCGCGCACCUGCGGCAGUCCGCUGGUCAAGCAGUUCGUCACCUUCCACAUCUACUUCAGCAGCAAACACGUCCCCAAGUUGAUUCCAUCGGGCGAAAAGGUGGCCGCGGACAAAGCCAAUUGCAGCAAGCCGGCGCCCUGGCUCAACGUCAAUCCGGCGCGCAUGUACAAGUCCGAGCGCAAACUGCUCUACCCGGUGAACGUCGGCAGGAACGUGGCGCGCGACGCGGCCCUCACCCGCUACAUCCUGGCCAGCGACAUCGAGCUCUAUCCGAGUCCCGGCCUGCCCGAGGCCUUCCUCGAGAUGCUGCGCAGAAACGACCAGCCGGCGCUCAACCGGCCCAAUCCCAAGGUCUUUGUGCUCUCGAUAUUCGAGGUCGACGAGAAGAGCCUGCCGCCGGAGAAUAAAACUGCACUGAUCCAAAUGCUGAAAGCCGGCUCGGCCAUUCCGUUCCACAAGAAGCUCUGCUCGGGCUGCCACAACGUGCCGCGCAGCAAGGAGUGGCAGGAGGCGCCCGAGACCAAGGGACUGCACGUGUUUCACAUUGGCAAGCGCACCGGCAGCUUCGUGCAUUGGGAGCCGAUCUACAUCGGCACCAACGACGACCCCUUCUACGACGAGCGGCUCAGCUGGGAGGGCAAGAGCGACAAAAUGACCCAGGGUUACGCGCUGUGCGUGCUGGAUUACGACUUCAUGAUCGUCGACAACGGCUUCCUCGUGCACCGGCCCGGCAUCAAAGUCUUCAAGAAGGACAACUAUCGUGACACGCUCACAGCCAAGACCAACAUCCUCAUCAAGAAGAUCAUCGUGCCGGAGCUCAAAGUUCUCUACGGUACGCGCAAGGGAUGCGCCGUCUAGCGCAUGUACUCCGGCGCUCGAGGCAGCCCGAUGAUGCAGCUCCGAGUGCCGAGCAACAGCAACAAUCAGCAGCAGCAGAGACGCAUCGAGCGACUCGUCUAUGCCCGAGCGCUCAAUCUCGUCGCGAAGAACAAUCCGAGCUGACGACGACGACGAUGAUUGCUCUUCCUUGUCGCCGGUUCGACUGCGUUAUAGCAGUGAGCCCUACGCUUACAUACCUAGCCGAUUAUAUUAUACUGAUUCUGAGAAUCUUGUUCGUUAGUUCUUGAUUAUAUUAUCCCUCGAUUGUGCAGCUCCAGAGCCCGAAGAAUGUCGUUUCAAACGAUUUCGGAGCCACCCUGCGCAAUUCGUCUCCCCCCCCCCUUUGUGCCACACAAAUGCGCUUUCGAGCAUAAUACGGUUUUUGCGAGAUUAGCAAGUGAUGAUCAUUUGCAUUUCGUUCGAACCAUACUACUAAAUACUACGACAUUGUUAAGUUUUGACUAUACAAAGUAUCAGUAUACAUAUUAUAAUGACUGAAUCGACUUUCAAGUUUUUCUUUUAUUUUAUUGUAAAUAGUUUAAGUGUAGAAAAUUGUAUUUUCGAUGAUUUGUGGUAACUUCAAUCACUUAAUUUAGGCUUAGAAAAAAAUAAUGGUAAAACUAGAUAUUAUGAUAGAUAUUACUAAAAAUGCUACGUGAUAAAAUUCAAUGAUCCAUGGAGAUGGAGAAACGAUUAAUAUUUUUCUAUGAAAUCCAUUGGAUUUAUUGAUAAGGUGUUGAACGGACCUAUACAAAUAAUGCCAAAAGGCGAAAGUUGAGCUGUUGAUCUUUUAAUAUUCGAAUUUAAACUAUUUAGUUGAUUAUCACUCAAAACUAUAACAUGUGCUCAUUUUUCACGACCAAUGUACAUAUUCCUGAUGCUGAAGAAAGCCUAUAACGAGAGAAGGCUCUUUUUAUCAUCUUUUUCCAACCGGUAUUUGUUUAUGAAUUAUUGUUUUUAAUAUUAUUUCAUUACUUUGCGAGCUUCUUGGAAUCGAUUAUCAAAUAUUCAAGCGCUUUAAAAAAAGAUUCAUUUUCAAAGAUUACUUCUAAAUUUUAUCCAAAAGCUCAUAAAUUGAAAAAUUUCAAAUUAUACAAAAGUUAAAAUUAUAAUUAGCUUUAAUGUGUAAAGUAAAAGUAAUGAUAGAUUCACAUAUCACUUUGAAACCUGCAUAUUUUUAUACCAGUGCGUGUAACCAUUUAAAUUUAAAUGGUACUUGCGAACUACGCAAUAAUGUAAAUAAGAUAUCAGAUACUAUCGGUAAGCUUUUUAAUAAUUGUUUUCCAGUCAUAUUUGUAUUGCUUUACUCUAUGUUCAACGCAAUUUGAAACUUUAGAUUCACGAUUUAUUCUUGAAUAUGAAUUGAACCAGGAGUUCCUAGUGCAUUUUUUUGUUUAUAGGCAAAUAAAUAAUGGUUUACUUUUGAUAGAAUUUUUGUAAAAACCAAAAGUUGAAAAUUAACAUCUCUUCAUAAAACAUCAUAAUCACUUAAACGAAUCAUAAGUAAAAACGUCUAGCGUGAACAUACUUCGUGCCUUAAGUACAGAAUAAUUUAUUUCAUUGCUUAAUAUGAUUUUAUCACAAUUUUUAAACAUGAUUUUUAAAUAAUAUCAAUGAUAAUUUAUUCACUUGACUAUUUUAAGAGGAUAAAAAAGUCGGUUUAUAAAUGAAGGUUCUAUAUUAGGUAUGAAAUUUUUCAUUUCUACUCUGACUUUAGCGUCCCAGUAAAUUAAAAUAAAGAAAUUUUUUAUUAUAUAGACAUUUUAAUUACAAUUUUUAGUGAGAUAACGCGAUUAAAUUAUGUUAUUAUUGAUCAAACCCAUAUUCCUUGUGGAAAAUCACCAUUUUUUACAUUUUUACUUUAAACUUAAAUUUUUGUUCAAAAAUAUUUAUUCCAAUUUU
Trichogramma pretiosum is the source of this 4619-nucleotide messenger RNA. RefSeq names its product beta-1,4-glucuronyltransferase 1. The transcript has 8 exons. The record is from RefSeq and is a predicted model, not a curated record. NCBI's taxonomy places the organism in Eukaryota, Metazoa, Arthropoda, Insecta, Hymenoptera, Trichogrammatidae. Bases 1125 to 2696 code for a protein of 523 amino acids.